AUACAAUAUUUUGUGUUUCAAAAGUGUCUGCAUUUGCAUCGAUGGCUACACAGAUAUCACCGGAAGAGCUCAUUGAUCCGGAUUUAGUCCUUUCGGAGCACACGUUGAAUGCAUUGAAAGAGUUUUAUGCGGAAACCUCUUCGCGACUCAACGCCGAUGACUCCAAAGACACCGAUAUUCAGGAGAAUUGGCAAUUGAGUCAGUUUUGGUACACCGAAGACACGUCACAAUAUCUGUGCGAUGAAGUGAUCCAUGCUUUGGGUGACCACAAGACACGCAAAUCCAUUGCCUGUAUAUCGUGUCCGACACUCUUUGACAAACUCUUUAAGAAGUUAUCACAAGAGGAGAACAAUUCAAUUGAUUUGGUUUUGUUUGAAUUUGACCGAAGAUUUGAAGCUAAAUAUUCCUCGGGAUAUGUCUUCUAUGACUACAACGAACCCAUUGAUGACCACAUGAAAGAGAGAUUUAAAGAGCAGUCUUUCGAUGUGGUUAUAGCGGAUCCGCCCUUUCUAUCGGAAGAAUGUAUGAGAAAAACAUCGCAGACCAUUAGAUACCUGGCGAUGGAUAAGAUACUGGUCUGUACGGGUGCUGUCAUGAGGGAUGUGUUAGCAGAGUGUCUGCAACUCGAGGAAUGUCUUCACUUCGAGCCCAAACACAACCGAAACUUAGGAAAUGAAUUCAAGUGUUUCUCGAAUUUCCUUUUGAGACAAUUGCCGCACAAGUGACUGGAUCUGUUGUCGUAUGUCAUCGAAAGUGUGG
This is a messenger RNA of Oppiella nova, 759 nucleotides long. Lineage: Eukaryota; Metazoa; Arthropoda; Arachnida; Sarcoptiformes; Oppiidae. The record is from the annotation of a GenBank genome assembly.